UUCAUACUGGAAGCAUCCUAUAGCAAUUACGCGCAAGUCGGUCUUAAAUUGAAAUUAAAAUAGAGUUGUCUCCCCUACUCCAGGUCAGUAAAGAACCCAUCUCUACAUCAUCUAGACGCUUGCAUAGAACCCGCAAUUUUAUGUAUGCCCCGCAGUUAAAGCGCGUGAAGUGAUAUAGAACACGAAGAUCAGAAAAUGGCGGCAGUUAACGGGUGUUACAUGUGAUAUUGAAAAUUAAUAGAUCUACAGUACUCAGUAAUGAUGUAUUUCAAGGAAAUGAGACCAAGAAGAAAGAAACAGGAGAAUGUGGCAGCAGACUGCAUUGAUUCAGGGGAGGACCUCAAAGAUUUUGUUAUUGAACAUAUACCACCAAAAGGUCUUGGUGUUAGAACAACAAUAAAUAGAACAAAAGGAGAUUUCUUAAUGAUUUAUCCCGGCGAACUGAUAACAGAAAGAGAAGGGGAAGAACGUGAAGAACGUGAACCAUCCGUGUUUAGAUACUUCUUCCAAUAUAAAAGGAAAGGGUGGUGUAUGGAUGCUACUAGUGAAUUAGAUGUUGGGCCUCGGCUAGGUCGUCUGGUGAACCACGGUGGUAAAGGUAGAAAUUGUGUUAUGAAAACCCUGGAGUUCAACAAAAGGCCAUAUCUUUGCUUGUUUGCUGCUAAAGAUAUUCCACAAGGUGAAGAGUUACUGUAUGAUUACGGCAUUAAGGAUUUGCCUUGGGAGAGAAAAGCUGACACAGAAUUGGUGGCCGCUACUGACAAUCUGGAGAACAUGCUGGAGGCCCAGACUACAGACAAUCUGAAGAACAUGAAGGAGGCCCAGACUACAGACAAUCUGGACAACACGCUGGAGGCCCAGACUACAGAUAAUCUGGAGAACAUGCUGGAGGCCCAGACUACAGACAAUCUGGAGAACAUGCAGGAGGCCCAGACUACAGAUAAUCUGGACGAAAUGCUGGAGGCCCAGACUACAGAUAAUCUGGAGAACAUGCAGGAGGCCCAGACUACAGACAAUCUGGAGAACACACUGGAGGCCCAGACUACAGACAAUCUGGAGAACAUGCUGGAGGCAGAGGCUACAGACAAUCUGGAGAACAUGCAGGAGGCCCAGACUACAGAUAAUCUGGACGAAAUGCUGGAGGCCCAGACUACAGAUAAUCUGGAGAACAUGCAGGAGGCCCAGACUACAGACAAUCUGGACAACACACUGGAGGCCCAGACUACAGACAAUCUGGAGAACAUGCUGGAGGCAGAGGCUACAGACAAUCUGGAGAACAUGCAGGAGGCCCAGACUACAGAUAAUCUGGACGAAAUGCUGGAAGCCCAGACUACAGAUAAUCUGGAGAACAUGAAGGAGGCCCAGACUACAGAUAAUCUGGAGAACAUGCUGGAGGGCCAGACUACAGAUAUUCUGGAGAACAUGCUGGAGACCCAGACUACAGAUAAUCUGGAGAACAUGCUGGAGGCCCAGACUACAGACAAUCUGGAGAACAUACAGGAGGCCCAGACUACAGAUAAUCUGGAGAACCCGCUGGAGACCCAGACUACAUAUAAUCUGGAGAACAUGCUGGAGGCCCAGACUACAGACAAUCUGGAGAACAUGCUGGAGGCCCAGACUACAGACAAUCUGGAGUUAAUUCUGGAGGCCCAGACUACAGACAAUCUGGAAAACGUGCGGGAUGCCCAGACUAUAGACAAUCUGGAGAACAUGCUGGAGACCCAGACUACAGACAAUCUGGAGAACAUGCUGGAGAUCCAGACUACAGACAAUCUGGACGAAAUGCUGGAGAUCCAGACUACAGACAAUCUGGACGAAAUGCUGGAGGUCCAGACUAAAGACAAUCUGGAGAACACGCUGGAGGCUCAGACUACAGACAAUCUGGAGAACAUACUGGAGGCCCAGACUACAGACAAUCUGGACGAAAUGCUGGAGGCCCAGACUACAGAUAAUCUGGAGAACAUGCUGGAGGCCCAGACUACAGAUAAUCUGGGCAACAUGCUGGAGGCCCAGACUACAGAUAAUCUGGGCAACAUGCUGAAGACACAGAUUAUGACUGAGGAGCAGGUACACCCCAGCAAGAUACAGGACCAGAUCUCCGGUAAUAAUGCCCUGAUGAAGGAGAUGGCUGUGCGACUUACCAGCCUUAAGUCUAUACAGACAGCUGCAGAGGAGCUGAUCAAACAAGCCACUGAUUUGCAGGAUGGUGAUGCGAAAGAUAUUCCUCAUGGCACCAACAAGUUCUGGGAUGAACUGCAACAGUUGACACAUACGCUGAAGCACAUGUCUGACAGGCUUGGCAAUCAGGAGCCCACGGUGGAGCCCACGGUGGAGCCCAGCCUCAUCCGGGAACAGCAGGAAACACUAGAGGAAUUAGCAUUACAGAACUCAAAUGUGAACCCUCUGAACCAGCCAGUAGAUCCCACUUGUGAACUAAUGCAGAUAGAAGGCGACCUUUUGCUGGGGCAGCCCAAUGCCACCAACCCCCAUGACAGACAGAGCAGGACGAACUAUGGACUCGGAAGACAAGUUGCUGUUGUUGAUCCUUCGAGGCAAUUUUCUGAAAAUGAAUUGGGAUGUGAUUACGAUGGACUACCAUCAGAUGAUGAGAGUAUUGUACUUUCAUCUGGUUCAAGCUAUGCACCAUCGGUACUGUCAGGAGAGGAUAAUGAAGAUGACGAUGAAGAUGACGAUUCAUCUGUUAUAUUCCUGUAACACAAACAAACAAGAGAUCUUGGAC
Molecule: messenger RNA, 2740 nt
Organism: Dreissena polymorpha
Lineage: Eukaryota; Metazoa; Mollusca; Bivalvia; Myida; Dreissenidae
Exons: 11
Coding region: 259-2715 (818 amino acids)
Biological process (GO): signal transduction
Cellular component (GO): membrane
Molecular function (GO): protein binding
Source: RefSeq, a predicted model, not a curated record